CAAUGGCGGACUUUCCACCUCGACACUUAAAGUUGAAACUAAAAGAAAACUCACUCACAAUUAAAAACUUUCUCGUUCCAGAAUAAACCCCAAUUUCUCUAUUUUCCCGUGAUUUGACUAUUUCCCAACUCAUUUCAUCAAUUCUUUCGUUUCUUGAUUCUUGCACCACAAAAGCUUCAAGCAUCUAAUCUUUUCUUUCCUAAUCCGCGAGAUCGGAGAUGGGGAAGGUGGCGGUCGGGGUGGCGGUGAUCGGCACCGCGGCGGUGGUGGCUGCGGCGGCACUGCUGGUGCGGCAGCGGAUGAGGAGUUAUGGGAGGUGGGCCCGGACGAGGGCCCUUGUCAAGGAAUUUGACGAGAAAUGUGGGACCCCCGAUGCCAAAUUGAAGCAGAUUGCAGAUGCCAUGACUGUUGAAAUGCAUGCUGGUUUAGCAUCGGAGGGUGGCAGCAAGCUCAAGAUGCUCAUCAGUUUUGUCGAUAAUCUCCCCACUGGAGAUGAGGAAGGGGUCUUUUAUGCACUAGAUCUCGGGGGUUCGAACUUCCGUGUGUUGCGUGUUGAGUUAGGAGGCAGCAAGCGCGGUGUUGUCCAUCAGGAAUUUGCCGAAGCAUCAAUCCCCCCUGCGCUGAUGAGUGCAAGCUCGGAUGCACUUUUUGAUUAUAUUGCGGAGAAGCUUGCUGAAUUUGUGGCUGACGAAGAACGGUUAUAUGAACAACCUGCUGGGAAGGAGAGGGAAUUGGGUUUCACUUUCUCAUUCCCGGUGAUGCAGAAUUCGAUAAACUCUGGAACUCUGAUUAGGUGGACAAAAGGAUUCUCUAUUAAUGACACGGUCGGCCAAGACGUGGUGGCUGAAUUAACAAAAGCCUUGAAGAGAAAGGGUGUUGAUAUGCGGGUGGCAGCUUUGGUCAAUGACACGAUUGGAACAUUAGCCGGAGGAAGACAUUCCGAUCCAGAUGUUACUAUUGCUGUAAUAUUGGGUACUGGAUCGAAUGCUGCAUAUGUUGAACGCGCUCAAGCCAUCCCAAAAUGGCAUGGUCCUUUGCCUAAAUCCGGUGAAAUGGCUAUAAACAUGGAGUGGGGCAACUUCAGAUCGUCACAUCUCCCGCUGACAGAGUAUGACCAUGCAAUGGACACUGAUAGCCUGAAUCCGGGUGAACAGAUGUUUGAGAAGCUAAUUUCUGGGAUGUACUUGGGAGAAAUUUUACGCCGAGUUUUACUUAGGUUGGCUGAAGAAGUUAGUUUUUUUGGUGAUGAAGUUCCAGCCAAACUCAAGAUUCCAUAUAUUUUGAGGACUCCAGAAAUGUCGGCUAUGCAUCAGGAUACAUCGUCUGAUCUGAGGGUGGUGUAUGAAAAACUGAAGAGUAUACUGGAGAUAUCUCAUAUCUCCGUGAAGAAGAGGAGGGUGGUGAUAGAGCUCUGCAACAUAAUUGCGACACGUGGGGCUCGUCUUGCGGCCGCAGGCAUUUUGGGAGUGUUGAAGAAGACGGGGAGGGACUCUGUCAAGGGUAAUGGAGAGAAGACUAUGAUAGCCAUGGACGGUGGCUUGUAUGAGCACUACACAGAGUACAGAAAGUGCUUGGAGAACACGGUGUUUGAGCUGAUCGGGGACACCACCAAAUCGAGUGUCGUGUUUGAGCACUUCAACGAUGGGUCGGGCAUUGGCGCAGCUCUUCUCGCUGCUUCCCAUUCGCUCUAUCUCGAAGAGACGUCGUGAGAAAUCUCGUGUUUGUUUUUCUUUCCUUUGCACUAUUUUUCAAGUGGAGAAUGAUGAUAGAGAACUCUCAGUUCUCUUUGAGACGUAGAGAUGGUGAUGACACAUUGAGGAAUGUUCGAUUUUUCUGUGGACAUGAGAUUUUUUUUGGCAGAAGUGGGAGAAAUAAAGCAGUCUAAAAAUUUCAA
Molecule: messenger RNA, 1894 nt
Organism: Salvia hispanica
Lineage: Eukaryota; Viridiplantae; Streptophyta; Magnoliopsida; Lamiales; Lamiaceae
Product: hexokinase-1-like
Biological process (GO): carbohydrate phosphorylation; glucose 6-phosphate metabolic process; intracellular glucose homeostasis
Cellular component (GO): cytosol; mitochondrion
Molecular function (GO): fructokinase activity; D-glucose binding; ATP binding
Source: RefSeq, a predicted model, not a curated record